Molecule: messenger RNA, 1929 nt
Organism: Oldenlandia corymbosa var. corymbosa
Lineage: Eukaryota; Viridiplantae; Streptophyta; Magnoliopsida; Gentianales; Rubiaceae
Source: the annotation of a GenBank genome assembly
AUGGCAUUGUCUUCUUAUAAUCCUGACAAUCUAUGUGGGAAACUAUCUGGGUUUGUAGCAGUGGCUCGUAAAGUUUAUGGCGCUGAUGGAGAAGGUGGCAGUGGUGGUGAUGGAGAAAGUGGGGGAGAUGGCUAUGGGCCAGAGGAGGUGCCGGAGGUGCUUCAACAGUUGGGUGACGCCUUGAUCAAGCGAGAGAUUGCUGUCAUUAAACAAGAGAAUUUGCCAGUCACACACUACUAUGGAAAGCUUAAGCAGCUGCGUGAUCGACUCGGUCAAAUACGUCCAGAUGUUAAUUGUGAAGGAGCUGUAAAAUCACUGUUUGAUGCAUCUAAGUCACCUCAAUAUCUUCUGGGAGCAACUGAUGCUCUGAAUGUUAUCAGGAAGUUGAUUGAUGAUCGUGCAACAGAAGAUAAGUCAAUGGAGUUUAUGAUGGGAUUGAGUGAAGUUUUUGAAGCAGAAAAGAAUCAGAUCUUGAUGAUUGAUCCAAUUCCUAAUGUCCAUCGUAUCUAUUCUAUGAUACUCAAGGCUGAGAAAACUCAUCAAGUAAGCAUAAAUGUUGCUGCUGGAACAGAGAAUUCGGCAAUGAUCAACAAAGGAGGUGGUUGGAAGAGUAAUAAUCGUCCAAGGAACAAUCAGAAAAAGGACAAGGAUCCAGUCCUGAUUGGAUAUCCCGAGGGAUGGAAUUCUGACAAAAGAAAAGGAUCAGGAACACAUAAUGUGCAUCUUGUUGAUACACCUCUAGAAGUUACUGAAACUGAUGAUAAUGAAUGGAAUGGCAAGAUUGCAGCUGCUGUACAAAAGGAGAUCAAUCAUCUGAUGAAGAACAAAGCUCCUGUUGAUGUCACCAAUCAUGUCAAUUUCUCCCACAUAGAAGACUUUGCAGGUAGCUCAGUUCUUCCUCUUGUUAGUUCUAAGUCUGUUUUUAAAAUGGGUAAUUCAUGGUUCAUGUUUGUUGACACUGGAGCUACUGGUCAUAUGAAUGGUUCCUUGCAUUUGCUUUCUAAUCCUCAAUUAGUCAAAAGCUUUACUCCUGUAUGCUUGCCAGAUGGUAGUGUAGAAUCAGUUAGUCAUGACCUUCAAACUACUAGUAUCUUAGCAGUUGGCAAAGUUGUUAAAGGCCUUUACGUAUUGAAUGCAUAUUCCUUCACCAGUCAAGCUAUUCAAGAAUCACAGACUCUCUAUGCUUCAUUUUCUGAUACAUCAGUUGUAUUAUCCAAAACAUCUCUACCUGUUGAAGAUUCUUUACCUGAUGAUCCAUGCUCAGUAAAUCCUCUAUCAGAUAAUGUUCCAAUAUCCACUGUUACCCUUUCUUCUUUUCCUGAGACGGAACACAUUUCAUCUUCUCCACCAUUGUCAUUUUCCUCUCCUAUGCAUACUACUUCUUUACCCUCUCCACCUCCAGUCGACGGAGAUGAAGUAUCUCAAAUGUUGGAGGUGGCAGAGAUUGUGACCACGCCAGUAGCUCCAAGUUCAGCCGCCGGAACGUCGCUAAUCAUCGGCUUCACCAUCUCCGGCGUUGAAAAGCUUGCGGUUGAGUCUGAGACAUGCCAACCUGCAAGCGAAGGAGAACCUCAAAAGAACUGCUCAACAAGAGCUGAGCUUCUUCUUGGAGGUGGAGGAGAGUCUACUGCUCGGCGACGCAAAUUACAGUUAGUUUACAAUAUUUUACCUUGCAAAGAGCUUCAAUGUUCUGGGCAGAAAAUUCAGACUGAUAGCUUCUUUGGUCGCUGUAUUGAGGAAGUUGAAAGAAGUGCAAGCACUCUUAUGACUUUAGAGGAAGCUAAUGGAUGCUGUCGAGCUGCUACGGUAAAAGAAUUAGAGAUUUUACCCAGAGCUGCCAGAGAUGGUGUGAACAUUCGGCCUCCCCAAGUAAAUCAGGAAGCUGUUCCCAUAUUAGAUAUACCAUUGGAUAUGCAUGAUGAGCUUUAA